Messenger RNA from Drosophila ficusphila, 8155 nucleotides. RefSeq names its product serine-rich adhesin for platelets. Lineage: Eukaryota; Metazoa; Arthropoda; Insecta; Diptera; Drosophilidae. The record is from RefSeq and is a predicted model, not a curated record.
UUAAGGCAAAGGAUGCUUCGAAAUUUGCGCAGUUUGCGUGCGGUUUUCGGAGCAAUAGGAUGCAGCAGCAGCAGCAGUAAAACCAACGGCCGCCAAAGAAACAGCUUCAGCGGGUUAAAUUCUAGAAAGGAGUUUGUCCACAGUGCUUGAACAAUUGAAUACCAAAUAAACUGAAAUUAAGUGAAUGGAAAAGCAAAGUAUAAACAAUUUAAAGUGACUUGAGGGAAUCAUAAAUACAAAGAGGUGUGGAAAGUUCGCUGGUUUUUUUUGGGCUCUGCAAGGACCCUUGGAUUACCUUGCGGGGCAACCGAAAUCGGGAGGACUCCUUCGCCGGCGGAUGCCUUGUAGCGACGGGAAAAAAUAAACCGAAAGGAAAGGAAGAGAAGAUCGAAGCAGGCUGCAACACGGAGAUAUUGCAGCUGCAGCAGCAAUAAGAGGAAAACUAAGAGGCAUAGAAACUCCGUCACUCCUUUUCACCCCAAUUUUUUUGGGCAGUGCAACAAUAACAUUGGGCAGCGGUUGAAGCGGCGCUGCAGCCGCAUAAAAUGGCCGCAGCGACAACGAUUGCAGCGGCAAUAACAACACCAGCAACAUGAGCGCAACCUGCAACAGCUGCAGCAGCAACAUUCCGCGGCAACGCCGAUAAUAACAAUGCUGAUUAUGAUUUCGAUGUUGAUGAUGAUGCAGACGAAGACGCUGAAGCGGAUGAUGAUGAUGAUGAUGUUGAUGACGACGUUGCCGAGCUGCAGUUUCAAGAGCCACAACACAACGCCAAGUGCCAACGAGAAUUAAGUGCCAAAGGCAACCGCAACAGCAGUAACAGCAACAGCAGCAACAGCAGCAGCAACAGCAACACAGCAGCAACAGCGAAAAGAUUUUUCGCCAGCCAAGCAGAAUCAAAACUAAAUUUACAUAACAAAACACGAGCAGACAAAACAGAAGUGGAAAUACCCUAGAAGAAUCUCCAUUUCUCAGAAGCGAAAUCAAAAAACAAAAAAAAAGGAAGGGUAAAAGCAAAACAAGUAGAAAACCCGGCAGCAACAUCAGCAGCUGCAACACCGCCGGCAGCAACAUGUCGACUACACUGAGCGAAAGGGGGCGUGGCGCCUUCUGGGUGAUGCUCCUGCUUGCCACCACAUGGGGCGGCGGUGGCUGGGCGGCGCCCACAGUGAGUGGUGCAGCGGUGGUGGUGCAGAACAAGUCGCAAUCGCACCACCAUUACCACCAUUUGGAAAUCGGAGUGCAGGGCAAUACGCCCACGCUGAUGGAGGCGAGCACCACCAGGGGUGGAAAGCAUGCACCACCGGUGACUACUAAGGCACCAUCAAUGCCCAGCAGCAGCAGCACCACCACCACAACCACCGAGUUGCCAAGAGCCACUGAGGAAAACCAGGCGGCUAAACAAGUGUCAACUUUAAAAACAGCUGAAAUUGAAAUAUCUGCAAUAAGUUCUACUGAAAGUAGCACCACUGAAGGUGGCUCCACUGAAAGGAGCACCACCGAAGGAAGUAAUACUAGAGGAAGCACCACUGAAGGCAGCAGCACCACUGAAAGCAGUAGCACCACUGAAAGAAGCUCCGCAGAAAGGAGUUCUUUAAUAACAAGUAGCUCCACUGAAAGUAGUGCCACUGAAAAUAUCCCCACUGAAAGUAGCACCACUGAGACUACCAGCACCACUGAAAAGCCAACAAUAACCACUGAGACUCCGCUAAAAUCUACUGAAAUUAGCAGCACCACUGAAGCGACCGCUCCAUCAAAUCAAACAACAGCACCACCCAGUCGAGAAAUCCACAAAGAAUUGCUGCAGGUGGUGCAGCUUAUAGAUUUGGAGCUUACGGUGGCUCCGCCUUUGGACAGUGGUCACGAUGGCCUCAAGUUGACCAAGAAGAAGCAGCUGCAGCAGCAGCACUUCCCCACCACCACCGUGGCCAGCACCACCAUUGAAACGGAAGUGGAGCGGAUACCCACCACCAGCAGCACCACUGUUUCCACUGCAAGUGCCAGUAGCAGCACCACUUCAACGGUGACAGAAAGUAGCACCACUUUAUCAACUGAUAAAGAAAGUAGCACCACCAUUUCAAGUGAAACAGAAAGCAGCACCACCAUUUCCACAGAGAGUGCAAGUAGCACCACCAGCAGAUCACCACCACCCUUGCUGCCCGUUCACAAUGGCUACUUGGGACCCAUUUUCAUGGGCGAGAAAACCUUCAGUGUGGUGCACCCGCUGAAGAAACCACAGCCCGCCAACCACCAGCAUGUGGCUUCCAUUGAGAGUCAAUUGCGAAACGGACGACUGGUGGAGAUUUUGGCACCCACUGCGCUGCUGGAGCAGAUUUCCCAGACCAGCACCACCCAUGCACCACCAGCUGGCUCCGCCUCGGUGCUCUCAACCACCGUUUUCCAAGUGCCCGAACUGCAGACCAGCACCACCCGCUUACCCACCAAUAAUAAUAAUAAUAAUAAUAAUAAUAAUAAUAAUGUUGGUGGCUUGGAGUUGCCUGGUCAACCACGCACGGAAUCCAAGAUAUCGGAUAUCCAAAUCGAAGUCUACGAUUCUACAGUGGAUUCCAUAGUGGCUUCUACGAAUUUCCGGGACAACGAGGGCUUCUAUGCACCACCCCAGAGCCCCGUGGAGUUGGGCACCACCAAACCACCGCGUGAAAUGCCACAGGAAAGAUUCACCCAAUACGUGAUUGAUCGCGCGGAUGUGUCCACUCAGCCCGCCGGUGGUGCAGGUGGUGCAGGUGGUGCAACGGUGGGUAAACCCGAACCGGCGGCCAUCGAGAUCCACAUAAAUGUUUCCGAGGCUUUUGGCAGCGAAAGCGAGGAUCUGGAAUUCUCCUACAGGCAACCGGAAAAGCAGGGAAAACCCAGCGACGAAAUCCUGGUGGUGGAGAUAAUCGACAGUGGUUCGGAUAACAGCAGCUCCGAAUCGGGUGGUUCGUCCUCCGCCAGUGGUGAGCACAUCAAUCCGAUCUUCACCUUCCGCAAUUCAGACGCCGCCGCUGCACCACCGCCACCCGUGCGACCACCACAAUCGGUCCAGGAUGCCGAUGAGCUGUUUAUGGCGGAUCUGAAGGACGGCGGUGGUUCAGUGCCACGCCCACCGCCACCACCACCACCGCCGCCGCCGCGAAAGCCGAGCAUCGAUCGCGAUUCGGAUACCAUAUUCUAUAUAUCGAACACCGAGGUGAAGGUGGGCGAGUCGCUGCCCACGGUGGUGCCGGUGGGUGAGCAGCAGCAGCGCAAGUUCCAGCUGGAGAACCAGUUCUUCCCCGCCAGCUACGUAAUGGACCAGCACCACCAGCAGCAGCAGCAACAGCAGCCCGAAGAGGAUAUCAUUCUGUCGCCAGUGCACCACAAUUCGGAUCCCAUGAAGAUAUUCCGCAGUUCCUCCUCCUCCUCCUCUUCUUCUUCUUCGUCGAGUAGCAGUGGCGAUGGCGCACCACCGCUGGACGUGACCUAUGUGGGUGAGUCGGUGAUCGAGGUGGAGCAGCAGCCGCAGGGUUGGAGCAGCACCGCUGCACCGCCGCAGCAGCAGCAGCAGGACAUCAUCAUCCAACCGGCGGUGCUUCCGGACUUGGCCAUUGGAGUUCCGGUCAUUGGGGAGCUGCCACCACAGAUCGAGCUGAAGGAGAUCGACUAUAUGCCCGGUGAACUGGGAUUGGGUCAGAGUGGAAUCGGAAUCUACGAGAACGACAUCCAGAGCAACAGCAUCGACAGCGAACCGGAUGUGAUCGAGAGCUCCAUUCAGUAUGGUGGUGAUCUCAUUGACGAUGGAGCGGGCGGUGGCUUCGAUGGCGUGGAGGGUUCGUAUCCCUUCGAGAGUCCCUCGCACCGCCAGCUGCAGGUGGGUCGUGGGUUGAGCCACCAGCCGUACCACCCGAAGCCCAACCACCUGCACCGCGAACAGCUUCCGGUGGCCGAGAUGGUCAACGCCACGCUGCUCCAGCGGUACGAUGGUGGUUCCGGAUCGGGAUCAGGAUCAGGAUCUGGAUCGGGAUCAGGAUCGGGAUCAGGAUCGGGAUCGGGAUCGGGAUCUGCUUCAGCCAUGGCUCCUCUGUUGGCCAGCGGAAGUGGCAGGAGCGGUAAUGCCACCGCUCUCGCGGAGGAUCCCCUCGGCGACUACGAUGGCUUCUUCAAUCUCUUUGCUGUUUCCAUGGGUCUAAUCAUCGUCAUUCUGCCCUCAGCCUUGCUGCUUUCCAUGUACUGCGCUAUCAAGUACGUCAUGGGCAAAAACGCAGGAUCGGGAGCGGGUGGCGCCCAAGGCGAUGACAGCGAACAGGGCCAGGAUUCCAAGCACGAGGACAUUUCGCGAAAUGCCCGAGAAACGAAAAUGCACACGGACAAGGAUGGGGUCUUUGUGGUCGAGGUGGCCCGUGGCAUCGAUUCGAAGCAGCUGGCCGGAGAUCACGCUGGCGUGGCACUGGACUCAACCGAACUGCCCUUCGACAACAAAAUGGCGCCCAGGGGGCAUUUGCUAGAGAAGAGUCUGCCGCCCAGCCACGAACAGGUGCAGAUCCACGCACCACCGCAGGACUUUGCCGCCGGUCAUCCUGCACCACUUCACCUCAUCGAGGAGGCCGAGGAGCACGUGACCGAGGAUCUUGGCCAGCAAACCAAUGAAGCCCCCUCGAAUCCUGCUCAAACUGGCCUUUCGCAAUCGGAUCUUAGUUCGACUUCGUCGGGGGACUCAAAUAAGCGAUACUCGUACGGCAACCAGGAACUUUACGUCAUUGAACAGCCGGGCUAUGCCACCAGUUCGCCCACAGCUAAGCCAAUUCUGCUGAGUCCCGAUCAAAAUGAGGGAAAAGAAUUUGAGCAAAAGAAUCAGGGUUUGGGUAGUCCCGAACAAACUGAGAAGAAUUCAAGCCAGGACUCCAAGAAAUUGGACGAAGAAGUUGGUAAGCCAGCAGAGAUGUUACCAACAGAAGUAUCUGAGGUUUUACCAGAGAAAAAAUCUGAAAUGGAAGUGGAGCCUACACCCAAAACUGAAGUGAAAGUGGAAGCUCUUCCUCCAAAAGAUGAAGUUAAUCCACCAAAAGAGGAAGUUGUUCUACCAAAAGAGGAGGUUCUUCCACCAAAAGAGGAAGUUCUUCCCACAAAUGAGGAAGUUCCUCCCCCAAAAGAGGAGAUCCCACCACCAAAAGAGGAGAUCCCACCCCCCACAGUAGAAAUUUCGCCACCAAAGGAAGAACAACUUCAGAUUGAUAACCAACCCGAAAAAGAUCUAGAUGAAAAAGAGCUAGACAACCAAGUUGAAUCAAAAUCAAAGGAGGAACUACAAAUGGAUUCCGCACCAGAACCAGUUGAGUCCCACACCGAAAAGGACACCGAACAACCGACCGAAUCCCAGCCAGAAGUUGAGAUUCAAGACGAACCGGAGGCGGAGAGCAACUACGACAGUCUGAUGAGCCUGCCGGCGCCUCCUUCCACGGAGGAGAUCAAGGAGCUCGGCGACUACGCGCUGAUGGAGUCCAACCAGUUGGACAGCCUGCCGCCGCCACCGCCGCCGCUCCUGGAAGCCACCACCGGUGCACCACCAGCACCACCAUCACCACCAGUCAUCGUUUCGAAUGGCAAUGGCAAUGGGCAGAUCGUCAAGGUCACCGGGGUAACCGGGGUGACCGGGGUGACCUCACCGAGCGGUGAUGAGGAGCCGGCCACCCUGACACCCCCCGCCUCGCCGCCCGCCUCACCACCGCCGCCCUCCCAGACAUCGACGCAGUAUGGCAGCAAUGGCUUGACCAACGGCAUCCAUCCCAUGGCCGUCGUCGAUGUGAACGGCAGUUAAGAAAGGCCAGGUAAGCACGCCGGGUUAAGCAGCGGCUCCAGAUCUCCAUCUGGCCAUCUGGGCUUUUUUUUCAUCGGAUCUCAUAGAGAUCCAACGGGAUAACUGACUAUCCCAUGGAGAAAACUAGCUUGUAAGGAUUACUAGGAGUACUGACCCCCCUAAAAAAAAAAAAAAAAAAAAAUAAGAUGAAACUGUGGCAAAACUUAAAUUUAAAUAUACACUAAAUAGAGCGAAACUUUUUCCACUUACUGUUUGUUGAUUUUCAAAUAUAACGAGUAAUAACAAUUAAAUGCGAUUAAUAUAAAUAAAUCAUAAUUAAUUGUUUGUCUAUUUGCAACUGGCAGCCUCUCUUCUCCUCUCUCCCCCCUUGUACCACCCUUUUACCGCCCUUUACCACCCCUUUUUCAACCACCCACCAACCACCUAGCAUCCACCAUCUACCACCCAUCUCUCCUUUCAGCGGGGGAGGUGCGGCUAACGAGUAUUUCAAUGUCUAUAACUACAGUACAGUAAAGCAGAAUAACAAAAACCAAAAGCCAAAAAACAACAAAAAAAUAAAUUGAAAAAGCAAAUACGAUAGAAUCUGCAUGCGAACUACAUAUAAAAUAAAGUGAAAUGAAGUGAGCGCGAUGCAGAGGCAAACCAAAAAAGAGAGGGCGAGGUGCGCAAAAAGAGUAACUACCGAUAUGUAACGAUGCAUAAUUAAUUAGGCUAAUUAUUUACACACACAACAAUGCCAAAACCAGAAAAAGAAUUACAAAAACAUAAAAUAUAAAGUAAUGCGGAGCGAGCAGCAGAAACCGCAGAAAGGGCAUCAUUGUAAUGAGAUUAUUUGGUUUUGAUUGGCAAGUUCAUGGACAGCCAAUAACAUCAACAUCAAAGUGUGUCCUGUGUCCGGAUCCCAUUUUGAGGUUUGGAGUAUAGGGCUUUAAUUAGCUGAAUCCGGAAGGAAGUCCGUGUUGGUUUCAAGAGCAUCAAUUGCCUUUUAGGGAGAUUAUAUUGAAAUGGAUUUCCGAUUUAAUCGGGUUGGUUUUAACUCACCAUAAUCAAGCCCUUCCGUUAUUGCAUAAACAUAAACAAAUAAAUGUCAGCGAAAUAAUCAUUAUCCACUUACUCGAUUUUAAUUUACAAUUUCCAGUUCAGGAGGUUAAAUAUAUAGAGGAGGCUAUCGAUUCCGGACAAAGAACACACCCGAAUAUCGUUAAUAUUUCGAUAUUAGUGUUUCGAAACUCACACAAACAAUUCACAUGACAAAAUCAAAUGUGCCGAACUUUUGUAGCAAGCCAACACAAUUUACAAAGAGAAACGAACAAUUUAUACAAUGCCAAUAUGGUGAUUACAGCAGAAUAUAUAUGUAACCUUUUAAACGAUAAAACCAGAAUAGUUUUAGUCCUAGUCGAUACAUAUAUAGUCGAUAUAUAUAUGUGUAUGUAUAUUUUUUUCGUGUGUGUGUAUGGAGAAUUUAGACGAAAAAUGGGGACUUCAACUCCAAGCAAAUGAGAACUAAAUGGCUAACGAUAGACAUAAGUGAAUUGGCAAACUAGACGAAUGCAGAUCGGUAUAUUUGCCCCACAUUAAUGGUAUACACACAUAUAUACAUCAUUGAUAAAAUAUAGAAAAACAGAACCUUAACUCUUUGAAAACCAAAAAAAACUCUUAGAAGUAAAGCCAAAACCAGACGGAAUAAUAAAAAUAAAGCCGAGAUCCGUGCACUGCAAGUGGCGCGUUAUAGUGUAAGUAGUAGGAAUUAUCUAUGCCCCGGAAUAUAGUGACGGGGUCGUUUAUAUAUAGGUGGAACAUAAUCCCUGGCUAACGAUUAACCACUUUUGUUGUUUACGUUUGUUCCAAUUGUUUUAUUGACAAUUAAACCCGGUGGUCAAGCAAAGGAUGCCAACGAGAAAAUAUUAUGAAUAUUAUAAAUGAAUAACCCGAAAAAAGGAAACUACUCGUAAAUCAAAUAUAAAAGUUAGGAAGAGCGUGCAGAAUUUUUUUUUGGGUCGAACGAAAACAAAAGAAAUAAGUAAAUGUGAUUGUUAUUUAACCUUAAGUUAUUAUUAAAAAAGAAAAAAAAACCUAACUUAAAAUGAUAUGUGUGUGUGUGCGUUUAAGAAAGUAGAUGGCCAAACGAAAUGAAAUAAAGCGAAAUGAAACGAAACGAAUGGCAAUGGAACGCUCAAAAGCAAGGCAAGCGAUAAGCGAGCGAUAAACGAUUAACGAUUACCGAUUAACGAUAGCUGGCAACUAGGCGGGAGCAGGCUAAAAAGAAAAGCGGGAACUUACCCGAAAAUAAAUGAGAAUCCAAUAUUAAGAACGAUUGCAACCGAAACCAAAAUGAGAAAUACACACGAACAGCAAAGUCAA